Oxyura jamaicensis (ruddy duck) is the source of this 4277-nucleotide messenger RNA. It is a transcript of the gene S1PR3, whose product is annotated as sphingosine-1-phosphate receptor 3. Lineage: Eukaryota; Metazoa; Chordata; Aves; Anseriformes; Anatidae. Gene Ontology annotation, molecular function: sphingosine-1-phosphate receptor activity. The transcript is spliced from 3 exons. Gene Ontology annotation, cellular component: membrane. Gene Ontology annotation, biological process: G protein-coupled receptor signaling pathway. The record is from RefSeq and is a predicted model, not a curated record. The coding region runs from base 599 to 1741 and encodes 380 amino acids.
CCUCCCGGGCCGGCCCAGCCCCGGCGCCGCGCAGCCGGCGAGGUCGGGGUCCGCGGAGAGCCGGAGGAGGGAGCGGGACCGGGGCAGGUACCCGGCUGCCCCCCACCCCAGCAGGUCGCCCCUGUCGCCGUGUCACGAUGGCGGCGACCUCCUGCGCGGCCACCUGGCGCCGCGGCGCUGCCCCGGGCUCGCCGGGGGCCGGGAAAAGUUUGGGAGGCGGCGGCGGCGAGCGCAGGAGGCGGCGCGGGGCCGCGGGGCUGAGCUGCGGCUCGGACGGAGCUGAUAAAUUCUCUUCUGACUGAAAGAAUCCAGGAAAAGGAAGGGUGGGAAAAAAUGGUGUGGGUCAUCCUUUAAAUACGUUUACAUUCAUCUGGGACCUGGUUUGCUCCUCCCCUCUUUCAUGAGGCACUUGAAAAGGGCCUGGUUUCUGAACCUUUCUCCCAAAUUAACAUGAGAGACUCGCUGGAGCUGGGGAUACCCACUGCAUGCCCAGAGGAGUACUUGGAGGAACGUGGUUUGAUCUCCCUCUUGUGGAAAAUUAUUGGAACUAAAUUCUUGUGAUACUAAAGAAGAAACAUCCCACAUCAGCUCAUAAACGAUGUCAGCAGUUACUGUGCCCCCUGCUGAUGUUGUUGGCCCUCAAGCAAGUGAAGGGAUGGACUCUCUGAUCGUACUGCAUUAUAAUUACACAGGAAAGCUCAUUCUAAGGGAAAAGGCAACUGAUAAAAUAGACCUGACCACUAUUGCAUUUCUGAUCCUAUGUAGUUUCAUAGUCCUGGAAAACUUGAUGGUGUUGAUUGCCAUAUGGAAAAACAAUAAGUUUCACAACCGCAUGUACUUUUUCAUUGGCAAUCUAGCUCUCUGUGAUCUUUUAGCUGGGAUUGUUUACAAGGUAAACAUUCUUAUGUCUGGGAAGAAAACUCUGAGUUUGUCCUCAACAAUCUGGUUCAUUAGAGAAGGCAGUAUGUUUGUUGCACUGGGAGCCUCCACCUUCAGCUUACUAGCAAUAGCUAUUGAGCGGCAUUUGACUAUGAUUAAGAUGAGGCCUUAUGAUGCAAAUAAGAAAUAUAGAGUGUUCCUUCUCAUUGGAACAUGCUGGCUUAUUUCGAUUUCCUUGGGUGCCUUACCCAUCCUUGGCUGGAACUGUAUAAACAACUUGCCAGAUUGUUCAACCAUUUUGCCUCUUUACUCCAAGAAGUAUGUUGUAUUCUGCAUUAGUAUCUUCAUAGCCAUUCUCGUGGCCAUUGUUAUCCUUUAUGCACGCAUCUACAUCCUGGUAAAGUCCAGCAGCCGAAAUGUCACUAACCACAAUAACUCGGAGCGGUCCAUGGCACUCCUUAGGACUGUUGUGAUCGUUGUAAGUGUCUUCAUUGCCUGCUGGUCUCCGUUGUUCAUUCUGUUCCUCAUUGAUGUAGCCUGCAGAGUCAAGGAGUGCUCUGUCUUGUACAAAGCCAACUGGUUUAUUGCUCUGGCAGUCAUCAAUUCUGCAAUGAACCCCAUCAUCUAUACUUUGGCCAGUAAGGAAAUGCGUCGGGCUUUCUUUCGCCUUGUUUGUGGUUGCCUGGUGAAAUCCAGGGUAGCCAGAUCUUUGCCUAUUCAGCCCACGCCAGAUCACAGUCGAAGUAAAUCCAGCAGCAGCAAUACCCAGAAGCCAAAGGAAGAUUUCCCUCAGAUGAGUAUUCCUUCGUGUGUUAUUGAGAAGCGUGAAUCUUCAUUUCACAAUGGAAACUUCUGUAAGUAAUGGACUCUUCAAGUCAAGGACCUUUCUGUGGCUUAGAAUUAAACUACAAGUGUAGUUUAAAUAUUCAUGCACUUAAAUCAUAGGGGAAAACACUAACCACUUAUUUAACGUUGAGGACUUAAUUAUCAACAAUCAUUUGCUUUGUGUGUUCUUUCAGUAACACACCUGAUUCAGAAAAGCUUUCCAUGCUACCCAACAGCCAAUACAGAGUCCAUGUACAUCUGUUGACAUUGUGCACCGUGAUGGCAUUGCAUGAUGAGGUUGCAUUUGGCACCACCUGAUCCUGCAAGACAUCAAGAAAACCUGUUAACAUUCACUAAAUAUUCAUCUAAUAAACAUAACUUCAGCAUUCACUAAACGCUGCUGAUAAUCAGAAAAUGAGCCUGAUUAUUACCAACUGGGAGAAAAGCUCAUUACAUAUAUUGGGGAUUAUAGUUCUGUAUAUGUACCUUGCUGUUAUGUUAAUGGCCUUACUUGUAUGUGGUAUAAAUAGCUGUAUAUUUGUACAAUUCCAUAAUAAAAAGUCAAUGUUUGGUUAGAGUUUACAAUAUUUUAAACAUUGUAUUGUAGUAUAGAGUGUAAGGUGACAAAUUAUUCAAAAACAUAGAUGUGUUUUGAAGGGGAUUUUUAAAAUACAUGAAGUAGUAGCUUUAAACUGACAGGAACUUUAACAUGCCAUAUCAAUGCAGUACAUUUGUUUUUUCUACUGUUAGUCAAACUUUUAAUGUUUAGUGAAAGACAACAUGAUAGUUGUCACUGUGACAUUUCACAACUUUUAAAAAAAGCAGUAGUAAAUAACCAUUAAAUGAGGUUAUAUAUGUUUUCUAUUUAAAGUAGUUAAAAUGUGACCCAUCAAUACAUAUAUCAAGGGUAAGUACUAUUUCAAUGCAUAUAUUUUUACUUACUAUUUUCAAUGUAUUUAAAAAUGUAUGUCAAACCUAUGUAAACCUGUGUACAUUGUGAAUGCACUACCUAAGCUGAGAUUCUUCAGUUCUGAAGCAGAGACGUACCAUUUCAGAAAGCAAUGAACCACAACCCGGUCCUUGUGGAGUUCCUCGUUUUCCCUCCAGGCACUACUACAGCAUGGGAUUGUGUUAUAGCUUCUUCCUGGGAAGAAGCCCAGCCAGCAGGACAAGAUCCUUUUUGCUGGCAAUGGGACCUUACGCUUUUACCGUCUCUGAGCACUUUUGCAGAUACAAGAGGGAAGAUGCGGUACAGCAGGGUCAUGCUGAAGGGCAUAUCUCCAUUUAUACCUGACCCUGCCUUGGAUAUGGAAUGAUCUAUUCAGUUUGGAUGAUCUUUCAACUUUUCUGGAGCCCUAGAAUCAUUCUUGUGAGGGGCUGUUCCACAGAAACCUGUACGAAAAAGGUUUAUGGUUUAUCACUGCCCUACCAGCCUCAGUACAGGGUGCUGUUCAGCAUCAAGGGGGUUCCCUAAGACCUAGAGUAAUUAAGACUUCAUAAACAUCUGGGUGCAAGUCUCCAUGGAAGUGGCCCAUGGUACUUCCAUCAGUACUAGUACUUUACAGCUGGAAGCUUCAGUGUAGGUUUCCCCUUCACUGGAAGGGAAAUUCUCAGAUUAGUUCUCAAUGUAAACUUCUAACUUUCUUGGGCUCCUUUGAAGAUUCCUGCUUAAUGCCUCAAACCACACUUUGCCUUAAGCAUAAUCAGAAGAAGUUGAGGCUUUUUAAUUAACAACUUGUAGGAGCUCAUCCUUGGCUUCACUCCUGUCUUAAUCACUUAAACAGUAAGACUCUUUCAAAGUACGUACAGUGUGUAAAUGGUGUAAUGUGUGUAGCAAAAGCCUUUAAAGUGUAGAAGUUUGCAUUGUGAUUAUCUUCUUACAAGCUAGCAGUCUACUUGUAAAUGUUUUAUGCUGUUAUUAAACUGUAAGAGCAAAGAAGAAUAUAAAAUGAAUUUGAAUGAAGUAACUGUGAAAGAGAGUAGAAAAUGGAUUACUUCUACCAAAAAUGUUGAAAAGAAGUGCAUAUAGAGAAAGAACAAACUAAACUAAGCUAAGCAUGAACAGGAGCAUGAACUGCAGAUACAGGCUAGGUCAGCAGCUCUGUAGCUUUGUUAGAAAUAGAACUGACAACAUUGCAUUGUUGUGGCUUAGGUUUUUAGGUGUUACAGUGCUAUUUGUCUGUAUUUUCAAUCUUGAAGGUCUCCCUUGAAGUUGUGUCUUUGAAAACUGCCUGCUAAAAUGUUUGUGUGCUUCUAAACGUUAGCUCAUGAGUGAUGGCACGUGGCAGCAUUCCUUGCUAUUUGCAAAGGAGAUAGGCCUUAGCAGGACAACUGUUUGAGAAAACAUUGUGGCUGACCCCACACCAAACCUCACAUUGUGUUGUGAUGUUGUGAUUCUCUGUAUUUAGGUGAAAAGUAAAAAAUGAGUAUUUGUAGUGGCCAAAGUCUCAGAAUGUGCCUGUAAAAGUGAAUUUUAACAUCUGGAUGAUAGCCUUAGCAAUUUGUUAGAGUUGACGCAGGGUACAAGCAAUGCAAGCAACUGUUUGAGGCCAUGUGAUUGUGUGUCAAUAAAA